Messenger RNA from Nicotiana tabacum (common tobacco), 2310 nucleotides. The record is from RefSeq and is a predicted model, not a curated record. Lineage: Eukaryota; Viridiplantae; Streptophyta; Magnoliopsida; Solanales; Solanaceae.
AAUACUCUUUUCUUUCUUCUUCUUUACAACUUUUCAAGCUUUUGUUCAACUUCUGCCGGAGAGAGAGAGAGAAAUUUCCCUACACUUAUUUUAUCUGCUUCUUCAAGUGAUGGAUUUUUACUCAGUUGUCAUGGCUGAUGUGUUUUCUAUUUCUCUACUGUGUCUUUGGACGACAAUUGAAGCGGACCUCAUUGUUAAAACAACGUUCCUCGAUAGUGCCGUAGCUAAAGGCGCAGUAUGCUUGGAUGGAGGUGCUCCUGCAUUCCACUUUCAUCCAGGAACUGACUCUGGAGUUUAUAACUGGCUCAUUCACCUUCAGGGUGGAGGGUGGUGUGAAACCACUUCCGAUUGCCAAAAUCGCGCGGCUACGGACUUAUCUUCAAAAAAUAUGCCAACUGAAGCUCAUUUUACUGGAGUUCUAAGCAGUGAUCCUCAACUAAAUCCAGACUUCUACAACUCGAACCUAGUCAAGAUUAGAUAUUGUGACGGAGGUCAUAUACUGGUGAUAUUGAAGAAGUUGACCCCGUUACAAACCUCCACUACAGAGGGGCAAGAAUUUUUUACGCAAUCAUGGAGGAAUUGUUAUACGGUAAAGGAAUGAUAUUUCCUCAAAAUGCCAUUCUUAGUAGGGUUGGGUGCAAUCCUACAUUGUGACAAAUUCAGACUUUUUUUCCCAUUAACUGCUAGAGUUAAAUGCAUCUCUGAUGUUGGCUUUUUUGUCAAUGUGUAAGUUUACGCUAUUACUUUCCCUUCAAAUUCUAAACGAUAUUGUGCCUUUUGAUUCUUUAAAAUUAGAUAAACAACAGUUUGAUUCCCAAGGAGGCCGAUCCUUAUAAUAAGUGGAUAAAUUGCAAGACAAAUAUAAAUUAUUGCUCACCUGCUCAACUUCAAACUCUCCAAGGUGUAUAUAUAUAUAUAUAUUAGCCAGUUUAUUUUCUUUUAAUCCGAUCAUAUGAUAAUUCCUCUCUCACACACUUGUGUUUGAGUUGUUGUUCAUCAGAUUUUAGGUUGAAAUUUUUGGAGGCAUUGAACGAACUAGGACCAAAUACAUCAAGAGGAUAUUUCAUUUCCUCUUGCCAUUCCCAUCUUGGCAUUGAAAUACUAAGUCACUGGUCCUCCAAUAACUCUCCAACUUUAGCUAACAAGACAAUUGCUGAAGCUGUUGGAGACUGGUUUUUUGAUAGGAGUGGGUUUCAAGGGGUUUAUUGCCCCUAUCCUUGUGGCAAAAAUUGCCAUUAGAGGUGCUCAUACAUGUAGUACUACGUACUAUUUUUGUAUUUUAAAUGUUUUAUUUUUCUUUUAACAAGGGAAAGGCUGCAUAAGACUUUAAGACGAACUCUCUUUUAUUUUUUUUAUGUCAAGGAACGAAAUCGAUGGAACUCUAACUUAUAUGAUUAGAAAAUAAGAUUUGAUUAGAACAAUUAGUUUAGUAAAAUAAUUCAGACUAAGGAGAUACAUUUGAUGGCCUAUAUUGUACUAGAAAACUUCAGAUAAUAUUUGGUAAAUUCAUUCAAUGUAAGUUUAAUUACUGCAUGCUUGCACUCGAUGAAUGUACCCAUAUAUCACUUUCAUAAUUGACAAUAAAACAUGCAUAACGUUUUUGAAACUCCUAAAAGAGUAAAUAAAUUUGAACCAAACGUUACAAUGUCAAAGACUAUUUACGAACCAUCUAUUAUUUGAAAAAAAGAAUAACAAGUAAACCUCUCUUGUGUCUCACACAAAUUUGAUAAAGCAUUACCAAUCAGAAUAAAACUAUUUUACAGACAUAGUUUGGCUAUCAAAAUUGCGUAAGCAAACUUAUUUUAAUUUAUUUGUCUUUCGAAAUUAUUUGUGUACUUCUUGCUAUAUGUAUUUGGGCAUUUAACACUUUAAAAGGAUGCGUUCUUGUUAUAAGGUGCCGUUUAGUUUUAGGAAAGAAGCUUAGCAAGAAUUUAUUGGCACUCACAUAAGUAUUAUUUUGCAGGAAAUAUAAAUCAAAUAAACAUGUAUCGUAAGCAAAUUAUGACAUUGUUGCAAAUUUGCAUUUUUGUCUUGGUUUAAUUUCCUGGGACAUUGGUAACUUGUAGAACUCGUGAAGAAAUAGAGUACCUUUGCUAUCUGGAUUGUGUGGAAGCCUAUACAAAAUUAAUAGUUGGGACCUAUUUAAGGAUCUUACUGGAGAACAAAUUAUUGAAAAGUGCAAAAGGGGUGAAAGAUAUUAGCCAUGUGAACUUGAUGGAGAAAUUGUUAUGUAGUCCAUAAUAAUUGUUAUUAUGUUAUAUGAUUCUUUUUAUAGGAGAUCAAUAAAAAAUAACACAAAAGAGCUAUAAA